This is a messenger RNA of Thrips palmi, 1160 nucleotides long. RefSeq lists its product as uncharacterized. The record is from RefSeq and is a predicted model, not a curated record. The transcript has a single exon. Lineage: Eukaryota; Metazoa; Arthropoda; Insecta; Thysanoptera; Thripidae. The coding region runs from base 512 to 1048 and encodes 178 amino acids.
ACUGCUCGGAAUGAGCCAGUCUGCAAGGCCUGGGCCCCUCGCGGCUUCUCUCUCUUCUCUCCUAUUGACGGCUCGUGGAGACUGGAGAGGGUGGGAACCUGGGCUCCCCUCCGCCCCUCCGCGGCCCCAUUGUGGGAACAUUGUACUCUCAGCAAGCUCAUUCCCACCUGGACCAUCCUCAACUGAUUAUGCCUCUCUUUCUCCCACCUCCUCACAGGAAAGUGAAAUUUUGUGCAGCUCAUUUGUUGUUGAGCUCUCUGUGACCAGUCUGCUCUGUGCAGCCCGUCUGUCAUGAGGCUGCUCUAGCAGCUCUGUGUUGGCACGGAUAGCCUUUUGCUUGGUUUAGGAGUGUCUGUGUAGUGCGUUCUCUUUGUGUAGAAAAUGUGGUUGUGCAUGUUUGGUGAAGUGAAUACGUUUUACUGGAAGCCUCUCCACCUGACAUCUUGGAAUACAGUGGACUCCAGUGUGAUGUGUUUGUGAUGGGCUCAGUUGAUGUCAUCCCAAAUGAAGGAUGGCUUGUCGACAUGAUACUAGACCGUGCUUGCUGUGUAGAGAGCUGGCUGAUUUUAAACCUAAAACUAAAAUGAAGCAAUCUUUCAAACAAGCAUCAGAAAAUUUUAUUCUUAAAAGACCAGAAAAGUUCCAUGGGUUUCUCAAGUCCAGCCGUCAGUCAAAAUUUUGGAGCUUUGGACAAAGAAGUUUUAAUAGAAGCUAUAGCAUAAGUGGUUCCUAUAGAACAACUGGGAGCACUCUGGAGGCGAGGAGAAGGUGCACUGACAGUUUAAACAAUGUCGUUCUGCCCAGUGAAAAUACUCCUCCUGAACUCACAGGUGUAACAAGUGUUAGUUUAGACAAUUUAAGUUAUCAUGAGGGAGGCUUUGAGAACAUGUCCUUUGACUGUGGAAGCCUGGAGUCCAUUUUUCUUGGUGGUAGUGCCACUCCGGUUGGGAGUGGAAGCCCUAAACCACCAAGGAUUUUCAGCCUGGAAGACCUCAGAAUGCGGUAUGAGUGGCCUUUGAAAAAAUCUAAAAAAAUUAAUCAAAACUAAAAUAAUUUUCUUCUGUGAUACUGUGUCUCAAAAGAUAAUUCUUUCUAAGGCCAUUGCAGCUCAUGAUCCAUUUUUUAAAUGGUGUGCUUAAUUAGUUUACUACUUUGUCAUG